Fonsecaea nubica is the source of this 1416-nucleotide messenger RNA. RefSeq lists its product as hypothetical. Gene Ontology annotation, biological process: transmembrane transport; metal ion transport. NCBI's taxonomy places the organism in Eukaryota, Fungi, Ascomycota, Eurotiomycetes, Chaetothyriales, Herpotrichiellaceae. The record is from RefSeq and is a predicted model, not a curated record. Gene Ontology annotation, cellular component: membrane. The transcript has 2 exons. Bases 1 to 1416 code for a protein of 471 amino acids. Gene Ontology annotation, molecular function: metal ion transmembrane transporter activity.
AUGGAGACCGCUGCCACGUAUCGAGAAUUUGUGAGGUUUCGGCAACAGAGCAAUCCGUGUGUGGCUGGGCUCUCACAAUUUUUAGAGAAUCGCGACUUGCAACAAGAUUCCUGUCGAAUUUACUUAUCGGGCUGCGCUUCCGAGGUUUCGACGGGGUCCCAGAGCUUCGAUCAAGUGUAUCUGGACGAACUCCGCUCCAUCCUUGCCACGCCGUUCAGCGCCGGUCCGGGGCGUAUCAUUCUCAUUGAAGAUCUUCACCCUUUAAUCGUGGAGAUACUAGGGACAGCCCUCGACAUCGACCCAAUAUUCUUUGCCGACCACGUCGUGACGAAUUACGCCCAAAUCGAGAAGUCCCCGGCUCCUCCCUCAGUUGCUCUAGCUCCAUCUCAGAUUGCAUCUCAAGCAGACAGGGUCAACAUCCAUUUCCAGCAGAUUGUUGACCUCGGUGCCGAGGAGGGGUUUCGAAAUUCUACGUGGAUCUUCAACACUGCGGCAAAUGUGCACCGUACCGUCAGGCGCUUACCGCCACUCUCUGGACGCCAGUUGGGCAUCGCUCGGAGCUGUUGUUCAGUUUUGCUGAAACCAUUUGGUCAGUCUUGGAUCGCAUUGAUCCUCGUUGACUCGACAACCUCUAACAUCUCGUGCGGCGACACUUCGUGCCAUAUCCGCAGAUUCCCUCUUCAUAAUGGCACCGAAGACUUUCGGACGCCGAUCCUGUUUUCUGCCUUUCAAUCUCAGAGACAUCAACUUGAUCCUCCUUCUGCCUCCAUGUCCUUGGUCCAAAUACUCCGGGACUGCUUUGUCCAGAGUCUGCCGACUUCCAAGCACGCCAAACCCAGCGUUCUGGAUCUGGCAUACUACCCGCUGAGAAUAGUGGUUGGCGAAUGGAUGCUAUAUAGCCAGGUCAUGGCUCGGUAUCUGGCGCACUACGAAUACUCUUUCAAAGACAUCGAGUUGGUACUUCGCGGCGAGAGAGACGACAUGAUUGAACUCCAGAAAUGGCGCCACCGCGCCAUCCAGUCGCAGUUCAAGAUCCAAUCCACGAGACAGUUCGUCGCUUGUUGUUUGGCUCAGAGCAAGGCCGAGGAGGAGCGCGGUCCGUGGGAUUUGAUCUUGAACGACUUGGACCACCUGUCCACCAAAAUCGAAGUGUAUGGCCAGUCGAUGGAGCGUAUGGUCUCGGUGGUGACAUCAAUGUUCCAGCUCAUCGACUCCCGUCGGUCGAUCGCCGAGGCCGUCAAUGUGAGACGGCUGACCAUCAUCGCCCUUAUUUUUGUGCCCCUGUCGUGGGUUGCGAGCUUGUUCAGCAUGACUGAUGACUUUGCCCCGGGUCAGUCGAGGUUUUGGCUAUAUUUUGCUGUUGCUGUCCCGCUUUGCGUCGCCAUUGGCGCUUUCUCACUACUGGCAGAGUUCUAG